Molecule: messenger RNA, 1137 nt
Organism: Adelges cooleyi (spruce gall adelgid)
Lineage: Eukaryota; Metazoa; Arthropoda; Insecta; Hemiptera; Adelgidae
Product: BTB/POZ domain-containing protein 9-like
Exons: 6
Coding region: 145-1125 (326 amino acids)
Biological process (GO): modulation of chemical synaptic transmission; adult locomotory behavior; circadian behavior
Source: RefSeq, a predicted model, not a curated record
UUAGUUCUAAUUCUUAAUCGUGUCACUGCGCGUGCUAAUCAAUUAAAUAUAUUCCGUGCGGUUUGUCACUGGAUCAAAGAGAACCAAAAAGAACUGGGUCCUGAUGAUAAAACCAACAUUUUAUCUGCAAUCAGAUACCAGCUUAUGGAUGAUGAAGAACUUUCUGAAGUUGAGCGAUCAGAGCUGAUUUGUUCGGAUACAAUUACUUUGAAUAUCGUAAAAUCGAUAAAAGAGUCCCUCAUAAGUGCACUUGAUAACUAUCGAGGGAAAUUAGAACCCAAUGUGAAUUUUGCUCAUGGUACUCCGAAAGAGCCUGCUCAAAUUGAUGGCGGUACCAUGCUCAUGUUGGAUCAUCCAUCGAAUAUAAACUAUAUUGAAAUGCAGUUAUCUGACGAAGAUUCAAGAUUUUACUGUUAUUACAUUGAAACUUCAAUCGAUCAACACAUUUGGGGGCGAGUAGUAGAUCAUUCAAAUUAUCAUUGUCGGUCAAUUCAACGUUUGUGGUUUCUCCGAAGAUUUGUUCGGUACAUUCGAAUUGUGGGCACCAAAAAUACUAAUAAUAAGACUUUCACAAUUUUGAAAAUUAUGUACAAUACGGACAAAAUGCACUUGGUUGAAAUAAAAAACGGAUUAAUAGCUCCAAAGUACAAUGUAGCUUUAACAUCAAUGGAUGCAAUUGUAAUUGAAGGAAGAAUGAAUUUCAAAUCCCUCUUGGAUGGUGACUAUGAAAACUACGAUAGGUUUCGCGGUGACACAUAUCAUCUGGAAAAUGAGUGUAUAACUGUUCAACUCGCCCAACCGUAUGUGCUUAGUUCAAUGAGAAUGCUGCUUUGGGACUGCGAUAGCCGAUCAUCAUAUGGUUACACUGUUGAAGUUUCAGUCAAUAAUAAGGAUUGGGACAUGAUUGUAGAUAAAUCUAAAGAGUGGGCACGAUCGUGGCAGUCGAUGCAAUUUGAACAAAGGCCGAUAAUAUAUAUACGUAUUACUGGUGUUCGGUGUUCAAAUAAAAAUGGCAUAUUUUUUAAAUGUGUAUACUUGGAGGCACCUGCCCAAGUGUCGCUAGAUUCCAACGUAACGCCAAGACAGCGGCGGUCGAUAUCACGGCUCUUCAGCCGUAAGAAAUAGCCAUCCACCUUU